GAUCAGGUGGCUAAGUGCUACCAGCGCUGUGCUCUGACUGCUUGGCUCUGGUUCCAGAGGAGAUCCAGCACACCAUAGACAGACUGCUGCGCUCCGCCAAGACGCUCAAAAUUGACCUGGUGGAGCCCGACAGGCCGGCCCUAACUGUUCCUGAUGGUCUGUCCAUGUUGGAGGAAUGUGAGAGGGCCCAGGACCCCUUCUUUGGAGUGAUGGAGUACGCGAUGCCCAGCCCCAGUACGAUCAUGCAGCAGUGGCAGGUCCCUGAAGAAACAUCCCCCCAGCGCCCCCUAGUGGAAAGACUUGGAACACCACAGAGGGACAGCAUCACUGCAUCCCCUGAGUCUAUCACUCUGGUAGACAGGGAGCUCGUUGUUACUCCUGCAGCAGAGUUUGAAGGGGCGGACCUGCCAGAGGUCACGCCCAGGCAUAUGGACAUAAUUGACAUGCUGAUGGAGCAGCAGGACCAGUUUCCUGAAGAAGUGGAGGAGAGAGAGGAAGUGAGGGAGGCAGAGAUAUCGAGGGAACAGCAGCAGGCGGCAGUCUCCGCGUUGCAGCUGGGGGUCACCGCGGUGACUGCCGAGGAUCUCACCUUGCUGCCGGAGAGGGAGGCGGAGACACCUGCGCCGGCCCCGCCCUCGACCCCGCCCCUGCCCCUGCCCCCACUGGAGACCACCCCGGUGUCUGUCAUUCCACUGCCCUCGUCCCCUGAGGGAGAGAGGGAGGGGGAGACGGAGGAGAGACGGAGGCGGAAGGAGAGAGGGAGGGACAGUCCUGGUCUGGAGCCAGAGCCCGCAGCUCCACCAAAGAAACCGCGGCGGCGACGGCAGCUGCUCUUCAUCGACGAGCAGACUCAGAUUCCCUCAGAGGAGCUGCAGGAGGCGAUACAGGAUCCACUGACUGAGACCCAGGCCCUGGUACCACACUGACCCUCUCAGACCCUGGCCCUGGUACCACACUGACACACUCAGACCCAGGCCCUGGUACCACAUUGACCCUCUCAGACCCAGGCCCUGGUACCACACUGACAUACUCAGACCCAGGCCCUGGUACCACACUGACACACUCAGACCCAGGCCCUGGUACCAGGGUUCGUACGGUCAUGA
Molecule: messenger RNA, 1103 nt
Organism: Anguilla anguilla (European eel)
Lineage: Eukaryota; Metazoa; Chordata; Actinopteri; Anguilliformes; Anguillidae
Product: meiotic recombination protein REC8 homolog
Exons: 8
Coding region: 165-926 (253 amino acids)
Source: RefSeq, a predicted model, not a curated record